AUGAAUUUUGCUGUAAAAAGGGUGAUUCAGGGGGAGAGGUGUUCCAGUCUGAUCUGUUUCAGAAGAGAAAGGAUCACCUGGAUUCUUCUGGAGCUGGGAGUCAGGGCCAGAAAUCUCCAGGAAAGACCUGCUCAAGGAACAAGAAGAGGAUCCCACCUCUCCAGAGCUCCAUCCCACCUGGAGCUCCAGGCAAGAACCAUUUCCCUGCUUGGAGCUUCACUGUGCUGGCGGCAGACUGAGGGAGAAGGAAUAACCCCAGCCCUUCAAAGCCACUCCGUGGAACACAGGGGUCUGCCAGUGCUGGUGAAGUCUUUUUUGAGAAGCACACAGAAAAUCUGCCAUCCUAAAUCCACCUCCUUCCCCCUGGCCCGCAGCCUGAGCAGGAGCUGUUUACAGAGCCGUGCUUGGGGGAAGCCAAGAACUGAGCAGAUCCUUUUUCAUUUCCACUCCUGUUCAGGGUGGGUUCUCCCAAACCAAGACAAGCAGUCAGAGUACGUUCCCGAGGAGUUGGGCCUAGCAAUAUGGCAGCGCACGUUCCAUAGGAAAUCCUGCAGAAUGCUGCUGCUGCUGAGCUCUGUUCCCAAGGAGGGCACAAUCCCUGCCCCGCUCCAGCCUCGACCGCUGCAGGGACUGAGUUUUCUCCACCCCAAACUCUGGAUUUUCAAAGAUGCCGCAGCACGAAUUUUGGCUGCUGAAAACUUUGGGAAAAGCCGGAUGGUUUUAAGCCCUCGAGCAGCGUGGUGUUAACAUUCCCAAAAAAGCACCAUGGCAACCUCUCAGUGUUCCUGCCCGCAUGGUCAGCAAGCACAAGCCUCCAAAGGGGGACAGAUGAGGGUGACAAAAGCAAUGUGGACACUGCAGCUUCUUCCAAGGGCUCACAACCCCCGCGGGAUGUGCUCUUCCCACACUGCAGUCAAUGAAUCUCUAAUCUCCUGGGCUGAAAUGUCUGACACUUCCAGAAUCAUUUAUUUGCUGCCUCGACUCGCAGAGCUCCACCUACAGCAGUGUCUCGGCAGUGGGCUGGUGGUGAAUCUGAUCGAAAUGUCUGGUUUUUUGGGGGUGGGAGGGAGGGGGGGAUGGAAGGAUGAGCAGGGGCUCUGCUGUGCACCGUGUGCCUCUCACACCGCCCUUCCAGCCAGGGCUGCCCCAGCAGCCGCUGCUGAAGGCUCUGAGGGACAAGGAGUGGAUGAGUUUAUUCCUUGCUGCUGAAUAAAUUGAGUUUAUUCCCUGGCUGCUCCUGCCAAGCACCGACACCGCCCAAACCCUGGUGCUCUGUGCUGCUGCAUCCCUCUGGAAGGUGGACAGAAGGGCAAGGAGGAGAAGCUCAGCUCCUGACAGAAGUCUCCAGAUGCUGCCUCUGGCUACCCCAAGAAGCUGAACUCUCCCUGGAAGCUGUGUCUGGUGCUGCCUUCUCACUUCACUGCCCUGCUGGUGGCUUCACCUUGAGGAUGAAUUAUGCAAGAAAUGCUGUGAAGCACCAGGAAUGCUGAGGGCUGAGAAGAGUCCUCUCAGUGCACGAACUUACUUGUGGAUAAAGUCACGCUCACCUGGAUUGCAGCUCCUCCAGAAGAGGCCUCGAGGUGUGGGAAGGAUCACAGAUCAAUCACAAAUUAAUCACAAAUUAAUCAGUGGACUUUGGUUUUGCUUUGGUGUGCUUGUAUCAUGUCUGAACAUGCAAAGAACUUGGCUUUCCACAAGGAAUCCAGUAAAUGGCACCUCUGUCAAUCAGUCACUUGGAGUGUGUUUGUCUCUUUUGCUCACCCCUUUCUCCCCUUCCCACCAGGGCUUGCAGAGCACCUCCUUCCCCGCAUGGAGUGGUUGGGGCUGGCUUCUUCCCGGGGUUUGGAUGCCAGCUUGGGAAGAGGGUUGGUGGGCUCGUGGAGCACCUCACACACCAAAUUUGCCUUUCCAUUGGAUUGUGUUUUCACUCCACCAGUGUCUGCUUGUUGCAUCUCACUGCUGAAGGCCCAAAUAGGGAAAAAAAAUCCCGAAAUCCGGAUUUUUCUCUCCCCUGUUUGAUGGAUAAUUCAGAAAUAACAGCGCAGCUUUGGUAGAAUUCCUGUUCUCCUUCAUCCCCCUUUGCUCUUUUUCACAUGGCCUGGCCUUCUGUGUGUAGUUUUGGGGGAUAGUGUGGAUUUUGGAAGACGCUGCAGCAAAAUUGUAGCAGGAGGGAAGCCCUGGUUUUGAAUUAGUGCUGUCCUUCUUGGUGUCUUUACAUCAGCAUCCAGUUCCUUGUGGAAUAUAUGAACAGACAGCUUAAAAACAGUGAUCAAAACCCAGAAGAAACACAAGAUUUUGGUUCAAUUGCUAGAAAUAUUCAACAAGGAGCUGAAGUCCCCACAUUCCUCAGGCAGCCAAAUGCUGCUUUUCCUUACAGCCAUGGCACUGCAAAGGCAAAUAAAAAACAAAUUAAAAUUGCUCCUGUCCCCCAGCCUCUAUUUUGGGAUAUUUUAGGAGGGAUUUUCCCCAGAUUCCAGCCCAGCAGAGCACAGCCUCUAUCUGUUGAGGGGAGGAUCUGUGCAGGUGUGAAUUCCCUGGGAGAUGGGAGGCAAGAGGAGACUCCAGGGGCACAAGCAAAGCUUCCAGCAGCUCCUUGUCCUGAGGGAUCUGUCCCAGUCCAGUCACGGCACUGCAGUGGCACACUGGGGGAGGUGUUUCCACAUUUAUCUCUUCAGCUGAGAUAUGAAGCCCAAGGUCUCUGUUGUUCAGGGACAGAUGUCGAGGGAGAAGUUUUGUUCCUUUGGCACGUGCUGUGUGAAAUCUUCCCUUCUUAUUAAAAAAAAAAAAAAAAAAAGAAAUCCCAUUUUUGGUUUCAAAACCCCAAAAAGAGACAACAAUGCUGUCAUCUCAGAAAUUAAAAAAAAAAAGACAAAAUAUUCUGGGAAGUGUUUGAUCCUCUGCAGGUUGGGAUGGACAAGGCUGCUGGAAAACAACACAUUGUUCUAAAACAUAGCUAAGAAAUCCAUUUCUUAGAAAUGUCUGAGUGUGUUUUGUUCACAUGUGAUGGCCCCUCAUUCUUUUAUCAUGCAGCCCUUCCACAGCAGCUUCAUCUUGGAGCUCCAGCCACCUUCUGCCACCUCAGUUCACUCUCACAAGUCCCUCUGUGAGGUGGGUAUGGGAAUGUUCCUGAUCCUGAUCCUGAUUCACACAGGAAGAGAAUCACAUCCCUCAUUUUUGCCACUUUUAACCUCUUUUCCUCACUUUGAUUUUCCUGAUAACAUGGAGUACGAUUAUUGAUUUUCAACCCAGCUAUUGAAAAUAUUUACCAAGCACAGUAGUAUCAAAUAUAAUCUGAUUUAAUGGAAUCUUUUGGGGUUUUUUAAAUCUAUUUUUCCCUCCUGGAUCAGGAGGGGAGACUGGCUUUCCACGCUGAGGGUUUGCUUUGCACAAGGCAUGGGAUAUGUUAUUUCUGUGGGGUGAGGAAGUGCUGAGCGCCUCUGAAAACCACCCCAAACCUAAAAGCACUGAUUAGAAAGUUUGGCUUAAGCAUUUUGCCUGAGAUGGCAGGGCUGAUAAUUGGAUUUCAGCUCGCUGAGCCCCAGUCCAUUACUGCAGCUAUAAAUCACCGUGCCGCAAUCACUCCUCUAAUGCACCCUCAGUUUUCAAAUAUUUCCUUUACAGCCUUUUCCAUCUGUGCCUGUGAAGACACCUCCAGUAUAGGUAAUGGAGCAGUGGGGGGACGAAGCUGUGCCCUCAGCAGCUCUGAGUGCUCUGAAAGUUGUCGACUCCCACCCUUGGAGCAGUUUUGGGGUGUUCGGAGCUGAGUGUGCUGCACUUGGCAGCUUGCACAGCUUUUAGGAAAGAUUUUCCUCUGUUAACUCACCCUUAGUCAGAAGAAAAGUCACACAGAAAAAAAAAAUUGCACAGGCAAAUCUUGGCUCAAUCAGGACUUCUUGAGAUGCUCAGGUUGUUUGGACCUCAGGAGUCAAAAGCUGAGAAAGUCCCACUUCCUAAUUUAUUUGUUUUUUAAAAUAGAUGAUGAUAAACCCCUCACUCUGCACGUAUUUCCCUCUGUCAUUAAAUUCUGCCUCACACACAGCCAGGCCUCAUCGCAGGUAAAUUCAGCAGCAGGGAGGUGGGGCUGGGAACAGCGGGAUCAGGGAAUUCCCUGGAAUAAAGCACAGGGUUUGCCAUGGGAAGCACUGGCUCUUUUGGGAUCCCUGCACUUCACAGCUCCAUCUCCACCACUGACUGCAGAAUUACCUUCAAGGUAAUUGUUAUAAUUUUCCU
Molecule: messenger RNA, 4230 nt
Organism: Motacilla alba alba
Lineage: Eukaryota; Metazoa; Chordata; Aves; Passeriformes; Motacillidae
Exons: 11
Coding region: 1-747 (248 amino acids)
Source: RefSeq, a predicted model, not a curated record